GACUGUCCUUGAUAAAUAAGCACAUAAUGUCAUAUCCAGUAUAAUCUCUCUGCUUAUGAUGGCAAUUCAGUGUAAGUGCAGAGUAAUGAAAAGAUCUGCAGGCUCCUCCCUGUGAACUUUGGAAAGCUUUUGGGUUUUCUUUCAUCUUUCUGACUGCUGAACUCUUAGACUUUCCCUCCUUCUCAUCUCAGCCAGAGACGGAGCAUCAUAGAACUGCCAUUAGCUAGUAGGCUCUGCCGUGCAGAUGGCGUUCCUUUAGCUAAGUUCACUCCCCAGACUGGGACUGUUGGAGCUUUGGACUACUGGGAGGAGGAGAUUUUCAUGCCUGGGGUGGCACAAGAACCUAAGUGGGAUAUGUUGGGUGCCUGGAUCUCACUGUUUCCCCUCCUGUUAGGGGCGAGGGCAUUCAUGAUCCACAACACCCAGUGCAGCCUUUGUCUGGAGGAUUCGGCAGCUACAGGUGAAGUCCUGCUGAAGAAGUGCAACCUGGACUCAGAGUCUCAGCAGUGGAUCUGGAUCGAUCAUGGCAUGCUGAUGUGUGUCACAUCAUCCAGAUGUUUGUCUGCCCUGCAGAGAGAGCCAGUCCAGACCCGGGCCUGCCAGGGGCCUGAAGUGAACGAUGCAGCGUUAGUGUGGGACUGUGACAGGGACAGACUUAUCAGCAGGAACACGUCACUGCUGCUGUCAAUAAAUGGCCAGCGUGUCAUUCUCACACAUGACAGCAAACACUCAAAGUGGAGAUCUCUGGAUGAGGGGGACAUCUGCCAGGAAAAACUCAGAUCCAGAAGGGCGUCUGAUGACCCAGAAGAAUUUGAGGCUGCAGAGGAGCAGACUGGCGAGCUGAGGACCAUGACGGAGGAAGAGAGAGAGUACCUCCGCUGGUACUAUCGCACAGAGGACCCGACCACAUGGAAGUUUGUGCUGCUGGGACUGGCCUUCGUCUGUCUUCUUAUUGGUUUUCUGCUGCUGGGAAUGGGAGCCAUGGCCAGCAAGAACAGAAAAAAGAUUGCUAAGUACAAAGCAGCAGCUGCUAGGGCUCAGAAGAGCGAAGGUGAGGAGAUGUUGGUCGUUUCACCACACAGAGACGACAGCAGCCGCAAAUCAUCACUGUUACGUGACAUGCUGCUGCACGGAAACUUACCCUCCUCAUCCAAUGGGGAAGUGAGCGAGCUCAAAGCAGGAAACAUCGUGCUCACAUGGAAAGAUGGCAACACCUCCAACCUGUACUCAGAUCCUGCAGCAGAGGAGGAGAAACGGGAGGAGGUGUCAGCUGCUGAGCUGGAGGCUGAUGAGGCAGUGAAGACGAUGGAGUGACAAAUUACAAGAUUAUGUUAUAUAUAUAUAAUUAUAUUAAGUGUGAAUAAUCUCGGCCUGUGACACAGUGCUUCACCCAAAGGAUGUACAACUUUGAUGGACUGCUAAUACUAUGAAGUUACAAAGCAUUACAUCCAAGUUCCAACAGAUCAAUCAUUGAGAACUUAACGGCCCAUUCGCUAAAAUUAAAAACAAUCCAUUAGUUUGGGGCACAAUGUUAACAGAAUAAUGUAUGUGUAACAGUGAUUUAUGACAUGAGGAUGGGUAGUUUAUUACUUUGGCUGAAAAUAAAAUACUUCUUCUUCUACAUGA
Micropterus salmoides (largemouth bass) is the source of this 1626-nucleotide messenger RNA. RefSeq names its product solute carrier family 51 subunit beta. Lineage: Eukaryota; Metazoa; Chordata; Actinopteri; Centrarchiformes; Centrarchidae. The record is from RefSeq and is a predicted model, not a curated record. Gene Ontology annotation, biological process: bile acid and bile salt transport. Gene Ontology annotation, cellular component: plasma membrane. The transcript is spliced from 7 exons. Gene Ontology annotation, molecular function: transmembrane transporter activity; protein heterodimerization activity. Bases 322 to 1314 code for a protein of 330 amino acids.